UUUUCUUGCAAGGCACGGGUUUCAUCCUCAGCAUAAAUUUGAGGUGCAGGGAGAAGGGGGUGAGGCAUUUGGCCAUGGCUGUCUACCUGCUCCUGACUUUUCUCUUCUCUUUUAGCACGUCUCUUCAAAUAUCUGAUAGCGGAAUAUUUUCCAUCUAUAACGAAGAUAGCAAGCUCUGCGCCCAAGCUCAAAACUCCAGCUCAGUCAUAACUACGACUUGUGAUGAGCAUAAUGAGUUUCAAAAGUUCAGGUGGGUCUCUGCCACGCAGCUGCUGAGCAUGGCCCUCAAGCUGUGCCUGGGAGUGCUCACCAAGGACAACGAGGCAGCCAUCACGUUGGAAUCCUGCAACAGGACGAAUGAGCUCCAGUGGUGGGAAUGCAGAAAUGAGACACUUGCAACCCAUGGCAAGGAUUUAUUUUUCAACUAUGGCAAAGGGAAGGGGAAGAAAGUCAGGUUGUCCAGAUUAUCGGGCAAGGGGAGCAGGUGGAAAAUCCAUGGAACCUUAGAGAGCAUAUGCUCCCGGCGUUAUGAGGAUAUCUACACACUGGGAGGAAAUGCCUUUGGUGCACCUUGCAUGUUCCCUUUUAAGUUCAAGGGUAGAUGGUACGCUGAGUGCAUCCCCCGCAGUGACCAUGCGAGCUCUUUCUGGUGUGCAACUUCCUCAGAUUUUGAUAAAGACCAGUCUUUUGGAAAUUGCCCGCUAAAAGACACCAUCCACAGUGACCUUUGGAAAACAAAUCCCGUGACAGAAACACGCUACCAGAUAAACUCAGAAUCCCUUUUGACAUGGCAUCAAGCAAGAAAAAGCUGCCAGCAGCAGAAUGCAGAAUUAUUAAGUGUCACAGACCUUCAUGAAGGAAUGUAUUUACUAGGGAUCACCAGCAGCCUGGGUGUAGAUGCAAAGCUCUGGACUGGUCUUUUCAGUGCACUUGAUGGUGGCUGGCAGUGGGUUGGGGGCAGUCCCUUCAGAUACCUAAACUGGGCUCCAGGAAAUCCCUCUAUGGAAUCCGGAAAAAUAUGUGGGACCUUCCAAGGUAGGAACGGCAAAUGGGAAAACGAGGCGUGUGAUCGCAAACUGGGAUAUAUCUGCCAAAAGAGAAACUCCUCUUCAGAUUCCUCCACUAUUGCCUCUGGUGACUUAAAGCAUUUUAAGUGCCCCAGGGAAUGGGUGGCCUAUGCAGGUCAUUGCUACAGAAUUUACAAAACACCCAAAAUAUGGAAAGAAGCGCAGUCUUCCUGUAGAAAAGAAGAUGGAGAGCUGGCGAGUAUUCAUAAUAUUGAGGAGUACAGUUUUACAGUGUCUCAGCUUGGGUACAAGCCAGAGGAUGAGCUGUGGAUUGGUCUAAAUGACUUCAGGGUUCCAAUGUAUUUUGAAUGGAGUGAUGGGACACCUGUGACUUACACCAAAUGGCAUCGCGGAGAGCCCACCCACACGCGGAAUAAGGCAGACUGCAUCGUUAUGAAGGGAGAGGAUGGAUCCUGGGCUGACAGAGCUUGUGAAGUGAAACUCGGUUAUGUUUGUAAAAGGAAACCUUUGGCAGAAGAAUCAGGGGAAGCUGAAGUUACUUACCCAGGCUGCCAGAAAGGCUGGAUGAAGCACGGCUUCUACUGUUACUCCGUGGGGCAGUUACCAGCAACCUUCUUAGAAGCAAAAAAAAUCUGUGAAGAAAACCAAAGUUACCUGGCUUCUGUGAGAGACAGAUAUGAACAAGCUUUUUUCACUUCUGUAAUUGGAUUCAAUCCAGCAAAGUAUUUCUGGAUUGGUCUCUCAGAUACAGAGGAGCAGGGGACGUUCAAGUGGGCCAGCGGGGAUGUUGUCACCUUCACCCACUGGAACACGGGGAUGCCUGGAAGGGAGUCAGGCUGCGUGGCCAUGACGACAGGAACUUCUGCUGGAUUAUGGGAUAUAUUGAACUGUGAAGAAACAAACCUGUUUCUCUGCAAGCAGCUGGUAGAGGGAGCGACUCCCCCUCCUCCUCCAACGGUGCUCCCUCUCCCAUCGUGCCCAGAUGGGUGGCAAUCAGUUUCUCAGAGCAGCUUCUGCUUCAAAAUUUUUCAGCGAGGAAGGGAGAAAAUGGAAACAUGGUUUGGUGCAAGAGAUUUUUGCAGAGCCAUUGGAGGAGAUCUGGCAUGUAUCCACAGUGAAGAAGAACAAAAUCUAAUAAUUAGCUUAUUCAGAAGGAGAGAAUAUAUUCACUUUUCUUACUGGAUGGGUUUAAGUGCCUUGGACUCCGAUGGCGGAUUUAUAUGGAGUGAUGGCUCACCAGUAAAUUUUGAAAAAUGGGCACAUGGAGAACCAAACAACUAUGAUGGAAAUGAAAAAUGUGGUGUGUUUAGUGGCUACAAUAAUAUGAACUGGAAUGAUUUAUAUUGUGAAUAUAUGCAGGACUAUGUUUGCCAAAUCAAAAAAGGAGCACCACUGAAACCAGAGCCUAGUUCCACAUUCAAUUAUUCAUAUGUUGUUGGUGAAGAAGACUGGAUAGUAUAUAAUCACAAGGAAUACUACUUCAGCAAGGAUCCAAUGCCUAUGGAAAAAGCUAGGGACUUCUGUAAGAAGAAUGGUAGUGAUCUUGCUGUCAUUGAGAGUGAAAGUGAAAGAAAUUUUCUUUGGAAAUACACUUUCUAUAAAGACUGGGGAAAUAACUUUUACAUUGGCUUAAGUGUGAGCCUUGAUAGGACAUUCCGGUGGAUGGAUGGAACUCCAGUGAACUAUGUUGCCUGGGCUCCAAAUGAACCCAAUUUUGCAAAUAAUGAUGAAAACUGUGUGGUCAUGUAUGCCCAAACAGGUACAUGGAAUGAUCUCAACUGUGGCAGUGUUGAGUUAUUUAUUUGUGAAAGGCUUAACAGUACUAUUCGUCCAACUGUUGCUCCCACUUCACCACCACCAAAGGGUGGGUGUCCAGAAGACUGGCUCCUCUUUGAUAACAAGUGUUUCAAAGUAUUUGGCCUUAAUGAAAAUGACACAUUGACAUGGCAUGGUGCGCGGAACAAUUGCAUUGAUUUUGGAGGAAACCUGGCUACUAUAUCAAAAAAGGAAAUACAAGCUUUCCUCAUGUCCCUCUUAAAAACUGCUGCAACUGAUGCUUGGAUUGGACUGAAUGACAUAAAUCAGGAGCACACAUACUUAUGGACAGAUGGAAGCCCAGUUUACUAUACCAAUUGGGGAAAAGGUUCUCGAAGUUAUUACAGUAAGGAUGACUGUGUUUUUAUGACGAAGAACCCUAUUGAACAGGCAGGGAAAUGGAAAGAUGAAGAAUGUAAAGCGAGCAAAAGCUACAUAUGCCAGAAAAAUUCUGACCCCAAAUUGCCAAACUCCCAACCCGUAGUUCCAAUGUUUGGCUUUAACAAUUAUGGUGAUGACCGUUAUGCAGUCAUCAACUACAAAAUGACCUGGGAAGAAGCACAGAAGAACUGCAGAGACCAGUCUGCAGAACUCGCCAGCCUUUUGGACCCUUAUGCAGAAUCUUACCUCUGGUUACAAAUACUAAAGCACGGGGAGCCUGUAUGGAUUGGUCUCAGCAGCAACAUGACUCAUGGCCAUUACGUAUGGUCAGAUAGAAGAAGGAGCCGGUAUCAUAAUUGGGACAGUGGAGAGCCAAAUAAGAAUGCAGCCUGUGUCUACCUAGAUUUGGAUGGUUUUUGGAAGACAGCGUCUUGCAAUGAAACAUUUUUAUCUCUCUGUAAACAAUCUGAUGAGUUAAUCCCUACUGAACCACCACAGCUUCCUGGAAGGUGUCCUGAACCGAAGUAUGGUAGAUUUUGGAUUCCCUUCCGUGGUCAUUGCUACUAUCUUCACACCAUUUCUGAGAAAAGCUGGCCUGAUGCUUCCAUGACAUGUAUUCAAAUGGGUUCUUCUCUGGUUUCCAUAGAAGAUUCAGAUGAACUGAACUUUCUCUUGCUUCAUUUGUCUCCAGUGGCAAAUGAAUUCAGAAAGUUUUGGAUAGGAUUGUUCAAAAAUAUUGAUGGAGAAUGGAUAUGGAUAGACAGGAGUGCAGUAGAAUUUGUCAACUGGGAGAAAGGAGAGCCUAGAGUAAUUUUUGAUGAACACUGUGUUGAUAUGGAUGUCUCAAGUGGAACCUGGAGGAACUAUUACUGCUCUAUUGACCAGAACUUCAUUUGCAAAAUUCCCAAAAUUACUGAAGUUGAACCGACCCAUGAUUCACCUGUCAAUAAAGCAUCAAAAAAUGAAGUCACUGCUACAUCCUCAAACAGCUUAGGCGGGAUGAUUGUUAUACUGGUCCUCCUUCUUCUAACAGGAACUGGCCUUGCGUUCUAUUUCUUGUAUAAAAAGAGACGUGAUCGGCAAACGUUUACAGCCAGUUUUGGCAAUGCCAUAUACCGUGGUGAUGGUGACCCUGGAACUCAUGAAUCAAAUUGUCUUGUGACCAAUAUUGAAGAAAAUGAGCAGGCAACAGUUUAGUAAACAUGGUAGCCUUGGGCCUGAUUUUGAAAGUAAUUAAAACUCUGGAAUAUAAGAAUUCUUAAGGCAAAAUGGUUUUCCCUACGGAAAUUCUAGUUCAUUUUGCACAGGACGCUUCUUCCUCUCUGUACUAGCAGGAACAAGCAAUCUUGCAAGGCAGAUCUAGAGAUUUGCUCACAAAAGUAGUACCUGGGAGGACUGCUGAGCAUUGACAUAGAGCUGGAGCUACGCUGUCUAAGUGAACACUCAGGCAGUUCCAGUCACUGCAUGGGUCCAGCAUCACCUUUAGGUAUAAGGAGAACCAUGUUGACCACAGUCAACUGUGAGAAUAAGCUCCUUAGCAUGCUCCAAAAAGUGCAAGCAGAUCUGUAGGCAUCCUGAAAACGCCACCCCUGAACUCCAGAGCAGGCUGGCAGAAUUGCACAGGUUGGACAGGACCUCCAACUCAACCAGUGCAGGUUCCUGCUCAAAGAAGACCAGCUCCCUGCCCCAGCUGGUGUGAGUCCACUUCUUCCUUUUGCUACUGAGGUACUCGCAGAAACCCUCAUGCUGCCUGUAAUACCAGAAUUAACACAUUUUCCUCCUCCGUAUAUGGCUGAUAGAAAGGAAAGUGUAAUUUUUUUUUUUUACUUCUGCUAUAAUUCUGUAACAUCAGCAAUGAGGUUUGAAUGUAUUGUGAAUAGAAAUAUUUUAUCAUUUAAAUAAUAGAGAAGGGGUCCCAAAAGGUUCUGCAAAAGGGAGGGAAUAGGCAGGAUGAAUUAUACUUAAUUCAUAUCUGAAAAAUUUACAUAAAAUUUAUUCUUGAAAUGGCCAGUAUCAGUGAAGAUUACAUACUUUUUUAGCCCAUUUUUUCGAAGCCUAAUGAAACUUACUAUUAGAAAGUCUUCUCUACUUGCUAGCCAAAUUCCCCCCACCCACUGUU
Molecule: messenger RNA, 5343 nt
Organism: Calidris pugnax (ruff)
Lineage: Eukaryota; Metazoa; Chordata; Aves; Charadriiformes; Scolopacidae
Product: macrophage mannose receptor 1-like
Exons: 30
Coding region: 75-4421 (1448 amino acids)
Molecular function (GO): signaling receptor activity
Source: RefSeq, a predicted model, not a curated record